AUGGAGAGGGAAGUUUCUGAUUCUACGGCCGAAGAAUCGAGCGGCGCCGCCGCGGAGGAGCACCAGGACGGGGCGGGGAUGGAGAAUGCAUCCGGAGAUCAGUCGGUAGACUCAGACUUGGUUGAGAAAAUUAUCCACGUAGUGGUUGUGGACUGCAAUACCGAGACCAAAUCUGGCGGCGAGAGAGGUGCGGAUGCUCCUGAGAUGCGGAAUGACGGUUCCGAUAAUGCGUCCGGAGAAUCACCCCACGCCGACGUGGAAACGUCGGGGAGAGAGGUCGAAGGUCCGCCGCUUGAGAAAAUCAUCGACGUGGUGGUUGUCGACUGCACGAACAAGUUAGAGUCUGCUAGGGAUUCAAGUGCUUGCGAAGAGUGCAGGGUAUGCCGAGACGAAAACGACGAAGCCUUGAUCGAUCUCGGAUGUGACUGCCGAGGCGCACUCGCGAAGGCACACCUCUCGUGCAUAACCAGGUGGUUCCAAACUCGUGGCUCGAACAAAUGCGAAGUGUGCAGACGAGUAGCUACAAAUGUAUCUCCUCACGAUUCGCAUUACUGGAUUUGGAGAGUGGAUCCAGCGCAUAGAGACGAAGAAUACUACCAAAGGAACUCCUGUAGAUUCGUUUCCGCGUCGCUCGUCAUUCUCAUGUUCGCACUUGCGCUGGACAUCCUGAUUUCCACUACCUUCGGCUUGUCUGCGAUUCCUACCAACAUAAUAUUCGGGGCGAUGAUUUUCGUUGGACUGAUAGGAUCGGUUCGAAUAGCGGUGGAGUACUUGGGAGGAUGGAAUGGAAGAAGAGGAGCGCAGCUGCAGCCAUUGGAAGCGAACCACUUCGGCCCCGCCUACCUUCCCCCUUUAUAGUAUUUCGUACGUACGGUACGAACACACACUACGACUCAGUUAAAAGAUUUGAAAAAAAAUAAAGGCACCUUUAGGUUAUGGUGAUUGCUGAUGCAGGGGAGGCUUUGGAUCGUUCAAAAUUUGUAAAAGUGCUAGUAGUAUUAAUUUAGUUGUAAUGAGUCUGACUGAGCUGGAUCAUAAAAUAGCAAUUUUCAUUUUUCAAUGUGAUAUUUCGUAAGUAA
This is a messenger RNA of Andrographis paniculata, 1079 nucleotides long. RefSeq lists its product as uncharacterized. The transcript is spliced from 5 exons. Gene Ontology annotation, molecular function: zinc ion binding. The coding region runs from base 1 to 858 and encodes 285 amino acids. Lineage: Eukaryota; Viridiplantae; Streptophyta; Magnoliopsida; Lamiales; Acanthaceae. The record is from RefSeq and is a predicted model, not a curated record.